GGCCAGGCGAACUUCCGACGUCAACAAACACCACGUGACUUGACAUCGGCAAGGCGAACACCACGUGAUCACAGUCCUGGGUACGGGAGCCGGGACGGGUCACACUGUGCUGGGUUUUAGCGAGUGCCUUUUGUUUGUCGUGCGCUUUCCAAAGCGUAAGCUGCUGGCUUGCAAUGGUUACAAUGGAAGGAUUGUUGAGAUUCAGAGAAAGUCUUGGUAUCUCCGAAAGUUUAGAAGACUUGCAUUACUAUUUCAAUGAACAGGGAGAGCUCAGGCAUAUGAUUACCAAGAAACCCUUUCUAUACAACUUCUACAAAAAUGGAUAUGACCGAAACCACAAACGGUAUAAGAUACUUGGAGAUAUGAUUACUCUUCAUGUGUAUGAACUUCUGGAGAAAGAGUGCGACCUACAAAGCAUUCAAAUUCCAACUGAUGCCAGUGAUGAAGAACCAAAGUCAUUCUUUUUCAUGAGCAAAGAAUUAUUAAGUAUGCAGACAAGUCUACUUGUUCUUCUUCAAGACAAAGGGGUAAUUCGUGCUGGUCAGUGGGGGCAAAAGGCAAUAUUCCACCACUCUUUAGAAAAAGGUACACAAAUUCCAUAUAUUAAGACUGCCAUAAGGGACCACAUGUCUGUAAUAGUAUUGAAUCCCAAUGACAACUUUUUAGAGAUGAAAGAAGAAACCCAGAUAGUCGUGAAAAAGGAAGAAGAAUCUGAAUUUUUCUGUGAUUUACAUACAUCUCAUGUUCACAAGAAGGCUUUCAUUCCAAAAAGAGGAUGUAGCUCUCCAGAGGAGCACACUAGCUAUGUCUGGGACCAUUUCAUUUCAAAAAGUGCUGCUACUAAUGUGGCUUUUAUUGCACAUGGAUAUGGUGGGUUGGUUUUUCUUGAUCUCUUGUGCAAGAAAAGUGUAGAGGUGAUGAGCAAAGUAAGUGCGGUAGCAUUCAUAGACUCCAGCCACCAUACUGAGCAUCAAGCAAGAACAGACCCUAAAGUAAUGAACUGGAUGCGUACAAACUGCAGAAGCUGGGUUGUUAGUUUCAAACCUCUAGACAGACCUAUAGGCACUUUAAGAAAAUUUGAUUGUCACAAAGUAUCCGCUGGAACAGAAAACCACAACCUAGCACCCUAUAAUGCACUCCAAUCCGUUUUCAGAUUUCUUGGCCGAUCCUCAAAAUGUCGAAGAAGUGUAACCUUACCAUCAAGAACAAUGUUAACUCGAAGUGCUUCAAAGAAAAGACAAUCAAUUUAAACAGUUUAUUUAUAAAAAGCACUAGAGUCAAAGGGGCUAGGAAUUCAUACAAGAACUUAAAAAAAAUAAAAAAAUAUACUGAUAGUAGAAAAUACACACUUUAUGUGUUAUGCAUUAUUCACAAAAUGUCUAGAACUUUGUGUGCACUACAAUGAAAACAUAAAUAAAAAGGCAACUCAAU
This is a messenger RNA of Pelobates fuscus (common spadefoot toad), 1431 nucleotides long. Its product is annotated as putative protein ARB2BP. Gene Ontology annotation, biological process: regulatory ncRNA-mediated heterochromatin formation. The coding region runs from base 174 to 1250 and encodes 358 amino acids. Gene Ontology annotation, cellular component: nucleus. The record is from RefSeq and is a predicted model, not a curated record. NCBI's taxonomy places the organism in Eukaryota, Metazoa, Chordata, Amphibia, Anura, Pelobatidae. The transcript has 2 exons. Gene Ontology annotation, molecular function: siRNA binding.